Molecule: messenger RNA, 3521 nt
Organism: Amoebophrya sp. A25
Lineage: Eukaryota; Dinophyceae; Syndiniales; Amoebophryaceae
Source: the annotation of a GenBank genome assembly
CGGGAAGAUAGAUAGCAGCGGAAGUGCAAGCAGCAUUGCUGGUGCUUCUUUCACCGAAUACUUCUAUGAAAAUUCUACUCUUCCCUAUACAGAUCAUCUUCAACAAGGUACAACUAGUGCUCAGAGGAGCUUUUCUGGUCGUGGUGGAGAUCAGCAAGUGCUUUGUCGUACUCUGCGACAAUUCGAAUUCGAUGCCUCAGUACAACUCCAGUCCGUCGUGGUGGAACCUAAUCCGACAGACCUGCAGCACCUCCGGGUCUUUUGCAAGGGUUCGUUCGAGGCCGUCUCUCGCCGUUGUCUGCCCAGUACCAUCCCCGAGGGCGCUGAGGAACUAACCCGGAAGCACUCUCUUCGUGGUUUCUACGUCAUCGCAGUGGCAACCAAAGGUCUGGAAGUUCCAAUCGGUGCGUCGUCGCCAGAGGUGCAGCUGCGGGACUCGUUCACGAGAGUCCAACAAAUGCCGAGAGACGAAGUUGAGAAAGAUCUCACAUUCCUUGGUUUCCUCUACUUCUUGAACGAGAUCAAACCAGAUUCAAAAGCGGCUUUGUGCGAGUUGCGCCAUGGAGGCAUCCGCUUAGUCAUGAUAACUGGAGACAACCUAUGGACCGGAGUUCAAGUAGGACUAAAAGCGGGCUUGUUGCCUGAGGAUGCAGUAGUUUUGGCCGGGGAGAUCACGAUGCCGGACGAGGAAGGCCAGGGUCAGGGAGGUAACAAUGACAAAGCACAACAAGAACAACAGCCUGAACAAGGACCACCUGGCACAAUAACAGCACAUCCACAUGAAGAUGGCGCCUUAAGCGACUAUGAAGAGAUGAGAGCGAAUGCGAAGCAUGCAAGUAUUCAUUUGUCGGAACACCACGAGCAGCCAAGCAGUAUGGAAGAACAGGUAGAGGCAGCACAAGCUUUUGCGUCGAUGGCGUCCUCCCAUGAUCUUGCAAACAAAGUCCGACAUUUCUACAACGCUGGUCCUGGUGCUAGUUUAGGAGGUACAAAUCAUACAAAUGCGAGAGCAAGUGCAGCCGAAACAAGUGCUCUGACUUCAAGGGGAAAUGCAAAUGCUUCCGUGAUGUCUGCCUCUGGAAGAAGAAGUCAAGGUUUUUCUACAAGAGAGCAAGGGCUUUCUUCAACAAGAGAACUACACGAGGAACCUCCCACGAUUCGCGGUGGCUACAGCCUACAUUGGAACUUUGUGGAUGAAGACCACACUGCGUAUAUGAAGCAGUUUGCCCAAGUGAUUCGACCUUCAGCAGAGUCCUCGUAUCCUGUGCGCGUUGGCUACUUUGGCGAUCCUGCGUAUCGGCAUCGGCCCAUUAACUCCCUGUUGCCGCAUGAUCAACAUCAUAGGACGAGCACCACGAGACAGGAACUUCUUAGCAGAAAAAGCCACCGUGCACAGCAGCAACAAGGCUCUUGUUCAGGAACAGCCAACCAAGACCUGCAUUCUCGUGCUGAGGUGAAAACGUCAACAGGUGAACGCAAGCCCGUUUGCUUGGCUUUAUCGGAAAAUGCUUGGCUGUUUCUGAAGCAGGUGGAUCCUCAACUUCUAGAUCGGCUGCGCACUGACAUUUGCAUUUACGGGCGGAUGACGCCUGGGGGCAAGGUCGACGUGAUCAAAAGCCAGCAGUCUGAUGGCAGUGUCGUGGGAAUGUGCGGUGACGGUGGAAAUGACUGUGCCGCUCUGAGACAAGCCCACUGUGGUUUAGCACUCUCCGCUGGUGCGAAAUCCAUGGUCGGAAGUUUCGUAACACCAAGCAGCAGUCUUUUUGCGUUGGCGGAGAUUGUAAGGCAGGGCCGCUGUUGUUUGAUGGUAAGUGUGAGUCUGUUUCAAUUGGCGAUUGUGUUAGGAGCAUGCGCGGCAACGCAGCAAGUCGUGCAGGGUUUCUAUUUCGGUCAACGAGCGUUUUGGGAUAUGACCUUGAACGAUUUCUUACUAGGAACUAUCAUCGCGAUUCAAGUCUGCAUCGCGCAGCAGCCAAGGCAAGCCCAUCCGGAUCUGGAGGCGAAGAAGACGAAGGAAGAUGCUAUCGCGGAACGGGAAGAAGAACUUAGAGAGAUGAAGAUGAUGAAACUGAAUGGGAACAAAGCUGCAAAUGAAGAAGAUCCUCAUAAUAUGUAUAAUGCUUUGCCAGCUGGCACCUCAGAUGACCUUCCACAAGAAAGCGAAGAGGGUGAAUACAAGCAGAUCGGAUCUUCGGACUUCGACGAACAGCUCGCAAAACUGCCCUCCGCCGAGGAGCUUCAAGAAAAACGAGCGAAUCUUCCCCGUGGUUGCCUCUUGGCUACGCAGAUGCCGAACGCGAAUUUGACCAGUGUGCGACAGUUGUCUCUCGUAGUCUUGUGCGCCGUUUCGGUAGCUGGAAUCGUUCUAGUGUUGGCUAUCCUGAUUCAACACCAGAGCCCUUCAUGGGCAGCCACUUCCUUAGAUGUGGAUCUUCGUGAGCGCAUGCACAAGUUACGAACUGGAGACACGAGUCUUUUGUACCAACUACGCCUAGAGCGCAUGGAGAGUCCGUUUCGCCGUGACGUUUUCGUCAGCAGUAUCAACUGGGUGAUGUACCUGAGCGCACCUUUUCUCGCCACGAGUGCCUACUGCUACGACGCUGGACGAUUUCGAUCCUCUGUUACCCGAAAUUGGGUGUGGUGGCUCUAUUUGUUCCUAUUUCUCGGGUUGCUUUCGGUGUUGUCCAUGGGCAAUCGUGGCUACAACGUGUGGCUGCGGCGCAACGUGGAUAACCGAACGUUGUGGAAAUUAUGGGAUUCAAGUCCAGCAGGGUGGUUGGAGGGCAGCGAUCCUAUUGACCCUGAAAUCCGCUCAGACAUGCACUGGUUUACUCGUGUGGACGUCGACCAAGGUCCACAUUUGCUAAAUUUGCAAGGAUUUAACGUUGAGCACAGUGGGAGUUUGACCUUGAACUUAGGUGGAGGUGCUGGAGAACGAUCAAAUCCAAGAAAGGCACAGGCGACAACUUCAACACCAAAUCCAAAGGCAGCACAACUACCGAAAGCACAAGCAAACGCACAAGCUUCAUCGUUCAUUGAGAAGACUCCUCAGCAGACUACAUCUACUAUUAAGGAACGAGACGACUAUCUGGCGCGCGUGGACCCCGAAGGACGAUCACGACGUGAGGGCUACCUCAGUGCCGCAAAAUCCUUUGUACAGGGAACAACGUUGAAAGAUGCGGCUCAGGUGACAUUUUCCAACAUGCGGGAAGCAGCUUCUAAGGCAGGAAGCUAUCGUUUGCCCUCGACCCCAUUGAAGUUGAACACACAAGUUGUGGCUCAUGCCAAAAUUGCAGGCGCGUUGAUGGUUAGAUUUGAUGACAUCGGAGCACAAUUGGUUGAAUAUUUUGGCGGUAGUCAGAGUGGAGGAGAAUCGCGUGGUGCGGGAACUACAACUACUCCUAAGCAAGCACCAGCUGCUAAGCAGGCGUCCCCAGUUGCUAAGCAGAUACCUUCAGGGAACAACGCUCCACGUCAGGCGGGCACCUCUUUCGCAACGAUCAGUUCCAAAGGCUUUCUAG